Musa acuminata AAA Group (dessert banana) is the source of this 1928-nucleotide messenger RNA. Its product is annotated as zinc finger protein 8-like. The transcript has a single exon. The coding region runs from base 880 to 1710 and encodes 276 amino acids. The record is from RefSeq and is a predicted model, not a curated record. Gene Ontology annotation, biological process: response to gibberellin; trichome differentiation; trichome morphogenesis. Gene Ontology annotation, molecular function: DNA-binding transcription factor activity. NCBI's taxonomy places the organism in Eukaryota, Viridiplantae, Streptophyta, Magnoliopsida, Zingiberales, Musaceae.
GAGCCUCCACAGCUGCCAGCUCUCAGUGGAGUAUGCCAUACUCAGGCACAAAGAGAGAGAGAGAGAGAGACCCACCAUUAGAGCUGGUCACCAUAACCUAUCCUCCAUGUUGAUUUACACAUGCAAGGUAGAGGGAGGUGCAAAGUGGGAAGAGAUUGGCCAUUGGCGUAUGUGUUGAGAGGAAGAGCAGAAUGGCAGAGAGUAUAAGGUGAGGUGAUGGUGUUCAUGGAGGACUGGUACUUGGUUGUUAGUUGACAAGCCAAAAGCCACCCCUCAGUAGCAUCAGCAAACAUCUGCUGUCAGGUCCUCUUGUCAACAGGGAUGGGUUCUGCUCCAUUCGUCCACCCUCUUCCUCUCCAUCACUAGCUAAGGGCACCUCACACCACCCCCCAUCAUCAGCUAUGAAGAGGUGUGCAUCACUGCAUCAGUAGCAGAUGAGUUUCCGACCACCAAAGGGACCAGGACUAGGGAGAAACAAGCUCCUCCGUACCCCCUCUCUCUUCCUCUCCUCCAUCUGCUCUUACUCCGAAACCUGCAAGUCUUCUUCACUUCCAAAAGCAUUCCUGAAAGAGAGAUGAUGUCCUUUCCGCUGACUCUUUCUUCUCCUGCUCUUCCUUAACGUCCAACGAACUCAUAGUGAGAGAGGGAGAGGGAGAGGGAGAGAGAGAGAGAGAAUUGAUUCUUACCUAAGUCUUUAUUGAGUCCUUUAGCCUCUACACCUCUCUCUCUCUCUCUCUCUCUCUCUCUCUCUCUCUCUCUCUCUCUCUCUCUCUCUCCUUUCCUAGAAACCAAAACCAAUAGAGGACAGACAGAAGAAGAAGAAGAAGAAAAAGAAGAAGAAGAAAAGUUGGUUCAACAUUCUACACAGCAGCGGCGACGAUGAGCGAGCACGAGGCACGCGACUUGAUGAGCGUUGACUCGUUCUCCCAGCUCCCGUUCAUCCGCCCGGCACCCAAGCCCUCCACCACCACUUCCGGCAUCCGCCUGUUCGGCAUCGAAGUCCCACACCACCCCAACGUCGUGGAAGACGACGCCUCCAAGGACAACACCGCCAUCACGAGUAGCGCCGCUACCACCACCGUCAACGGAGGCAGCGGGAGUGGACGGAGGUUCGAGUGCCACUACUGCUGUCGCCAUUUCCCGACGUCGCAAGCGCUCGGCGGGCACCAGAACGCGCACAAGCGCGAGCGCCAGCACGCGAAGCGGGCAUAUCUCCAGUCCGCCGCCAUGGCCGCAGCCCAGCACAACCAGGCGGCCAUCUACGCCCACCACGUCCACGGCCUCUUCAAUUACCACCACUGUCUUGGUCCACCGUCGUCCUCUGCAGCCCGCUUCGCCGUCGAGCCCUCUUCGGCUCCGCACUACCCUUCAUGGCACGCUACCGACACUCUUAAUGGCAGCUUCGGUGCCUUUUUCCACGGCGGGCUUGGUUCGCUGUCUCAACCCAUCGAUGGCAGCCCAUUGCCAGGGAUCUGGAGAGUCCCCGGAGUUAUGCAUGGCGGAGGAGCGAGGAUAGGGGCGAUCCAUGGGGACUCUCGCAUGCCCUCCCCCAUGUUCAGAGGAGAUAACGAGCCACGAUUAAUAGGAGUUGGAGGAGGUGUCGGCUCGGACGGUAAUGCUCAUGGAACUCCUGCGUCGCCGAAAGACCAAUUUGCUCACCAAUUCAUGCCCAGUGCGAAGGAGAACGUGAGUCUGGAUUUGCACCUGUGAUCGGCAUUGUCGAGAGAUCUUGAAUGAGACUCCAUACUUCUUUUGCUUCCACCUAUGUUGUUGUGUUGUAGGGAUCAGAAACAAUGCAUUUUUUUUUUUUUUUUGUCAGCAGGAGAUGAUUUCUUCCGUUUGGUCGUACGCUUGCAUCAAGAGGAGCUAUCGUUUGGUAGUUCCCUUGUCUGUACUGUGAUCAAAAUAACACUUUGGGAACAUCUUUA